Messenger RNA from Setaria italica (foxtail millet), 3884 nucleotides. RefSeq names its product putative disease resistance protein RGA3. Lineage: Eukaryota; Viridiplantae; Streptophyta; Magnoliopsida; Poales; Poaceae. Gene Ontology annotation, molecular function: ADP binding. The record is from RefSeq and is a predicted model, not a curated record. The coding region runs from base 248 to 3385 and encodes 1045 amino acids. The transcript has 4 exons. Gene Ontology annotation, biological process: defense response to other organism.
AGGAGCAAGCAUAGAUCUCCUACCACGCUGUUGGCUGUGAAGUAGUACUGAAUGCUACAAAGGAGCGGCAUGUAAAAAUUUAUGCUACUUCAGCUCGGCCUUAAUUUGGCACCAUCGAUCCUUUCACCACAGAGCAGAACAUGGAUUUGAUUAUUCCGCUUCUAAAUACACAACGGCAACUUGCUAGUGAACUCGCCCUCCAUCGCUUCUUCUACUGACGCCUACGUUGAGGCACUACGCUGCAGCUAUGGCGGCCGUCCUGGAUGCCAUGGUACCCUACGUGAAGAAGCUCAUCACGGACAUGGCUGAAGAGGAGGUGUCCAUGCUCCUAGGAGUCUCCGGAGAGAUCGAGAAGCUGGAGGACAACAUCGAAGGCAUCAAAGCUUUCCUUGCGGAUGCAGAGAGGAGGCGCCUCACUGACCAGAGUGUGCAGAGAUGGGUGAGGAAGCUCAAGGACGCCAUGUACGACGCCACCGACAUCAUAGACGAGUGCCACCUCGAGGCGGCUGACAAGCGGAGGGGGUCUACUGAAGACGGCAGCAGUGUGAAGAAGAAGGGUUGCUUCCAGCCAUUGCUCUUCUGCAUUCGGAAUCCCGUGUUCGCCCACAAGAUAGGCAGCCGGAUCAAGGAGCUGAACCAGCGACUGGAUGGCAUCCACAAGGAGGCAGACAGGUUCAAGUUCAGUAUCAACCUCGGUUCCAACCCGGAGCCGAGGAAGCUAACUGAUGCUGAAAGGUCUACGCAGAACAUGACGUCCGAGUUUGAUGAGUCGGCCAUUGUUGGUGAGAAGAUCGAGCAGGAUACAAGAGAGCUUGCACAGUUACUUAUCACCGGUGGCCUCCACGAUAUCAAGGUGGUGUCCAUCGUGGGCACAGGUGGCAUGGGAAAGACCACCCUUGCCCAGAAGAUCUUCAACGAGGUAACCAUCCAAGAUCACUUCAAAGUGAAGGUAUGGCUCAGCAUCACCCAACACUUCAACGAGAUUGAGCUGCUCAAGACAGCAAUCGAGCAUGCUGGUGGAGUCCAUGGAGGGACGCAAGACAAGACGCACCUCACAAGGACCCUCACCAAGACCCUUUCCACUGGCAGGUUCCUCCUGGUCUUGGAUGAUGUAUGGUGUAACCAAGCAUGGAGUCACGUUCUUAGUGUUCCAGUAAAAAAUGCAAGCCAGAAACAACAGGGGAACUGGGUCCUAAUCACCACAAGAUCAGAAGACCUGGCCCAACGGAUGGGAACCUCCUUCUACCAACACCGUGUCAGCCCACUGAAUGAAGAGGACGCUUGGUCCCUGCUCACCAAACAGCUGCCGCCAUCUCCUAAUCCGGUAGUUGGAACUGAUUAUCUAAGAGAUGUCGGGAUGAAAAUUGUCAAAAAGUGUGAUGGUUUACCGCUUGCUGUUAAAGUGAUGGGAGGAUUGCUAAGCAUGAGGUCCAGAAGUGAGCGUGAGUGGGAGGCUGUUUUGAACCAUCAUGCAUGGUCAGUAACUGGAUUGCCCAAGGAGCUGGACAGCCGAAUCUAUUUGAGUUAUGAGGAUUUGUCUCCCCAGCAGAAGCAGUGCUUCCUUUACUGUUCACUUUUCCCAAAAGGUACAUCUAUUUCGUGGCUUAAAGUUAUUCCCAUGUGGAUUAGUGAGGGAUUCAUCCAACCUCACGCGGACAAAAGUAGUUCCCAUGAUGACCAACUAGAAGAAAUAGCAACCGAGUACUACAAGGAGUUAAUCACCAGGAAUCUUCUAGAACCGCAAGCUCCUUUAACUGCAUACCAUUGCACAAUGCAUGAUGUGGUGCGCUCCUUUGCUGAAUUUAUGGCAAGAGAAGAGUCGCUUGUGGUGGAGGACAUGCAAGUUGUUAGGGGUAGUAAUGAUAGUCUUGUUCGUCGCUUGUCCAUAGGACCAACCAGUUUGGUACCCGGAUUGGCUGCUCUACAAAAAAAAGGGUCAGUAAGAACAUUAUUUAUAAAUUCCAAGAUGGACUUUGAGCUGAGUGAUUCAUUGAAUAGUUUCUCUAUGCUAAGGGUAUUGUCUAUACAUGGUGGAGAUUGUGAUAGGUUGGUUGGUUCCCUAUGUCAGUUGAGGCACCUAAGAUACUUGGGAUUAGAGGGAACAAAUAUAUCUAGACUGCCAGACAAUAUCAACAAUAUGAAGUUCCUACAACAUAUUGUGCUUACCGGCUCUGUACAUUUGGAGAAUCUUCCUAGAACCAUUAUACAACUGGUGCAUCUCAGAACUCUUGAUAUUUUUGGCUCGAAUGACAAUGUGGUAAUACCCAAGGAGUUUGGUAUGUUAAGAAAUCUAAGGAUACUUGGGUUCCGGGUACGCAUGGACAUGGAUGGUGGCUGGUGCAGCUUGGAAGAGAUAGGGCCUCUUUCUAAGCUUAUAAGGCUUAGUUUACAUGGUCUCGAGGAUGUAUCUGCCAGCUCGUUGGCUGAAAUGGCUAGGAUUAGCAGCAAGGAGCACCUUGAGUACUUGGCUUUAUAUUGGAGUAGUGGAUGCAUGGAAUUGAGGGAUGAGAUCGAGAAGCAACAGCAGCAGCAAGUAGUGGAAGAGGUAUUGGAGAAGCUCUGCCCACCACCCCGCAUUCACCAUUUAUAUAUUAAAGGAUACUUUGGUCGCACGCUACCAAAUUGGAUGAUGGUAGUGGAAGCAUGUGCCUUUAAGAGCUUGAGCAUUUUGAGUCUGCAGGACCUGCCUUGCUGCACCAAACUCCCUGACGGCUUGUGUCGGAUCCCUAGUCUGAAAUCAUUGGUCAUUGAAGAUGCACCAGCCAUCAAGAGCGUCGGGUCCGAAUUCCAGGCAUCAUCCUCUUCCUCGACUGCAUCUACAUCUUUUCCUAAUCUGACACAUCUUUCUAUGGAAGGCUUGUGCGAAUGGGAGGAGUGGGAGUGGGAGGAGCAGACUGUAGAUGUGACUGCAGGCGCCAUGGCCAUGCACGCUCUCGAGUUUCUGAAGAUCCACAAAUGCAAGCUGAGCUGUUUGCCACCGGGGCUUGCCAACAACAAGAGGCAUGCUCUAAGAGGUCUGUAUCUGUACGAGCUGAGCAACCUGGCAUCUGUGGAGAACUUCCCUUCUGUUGUGAAACUUGAUGUGUUCGACUGCCCCAAACUCAAGAGGAUUAGCGGCCUCUCCAAGUUGCACAAGAUUAGGAUCGUCCGCUGCCCAGAGCUGGAGGUGUUUCAAGGUGUCCCUGUACUCGACAUCAUUGUGCUGGUGGACGCCACCAUGGAGACACUUCCAGGAUACCUAGCAUGUGUGAAUCCAAGGUUUCUCAAGUUGGGUUGCAGCAAGGAGCUGCAUGACUCCAUUAUUUCAGGUAGCUCCUCCGAGUGUGAGAAGAUCAGCCAUAUCACCAAGCUUGACAUCAACUGCAUCGAAAGAAGAUUCAGAUGAAGAUUCAGAUUGAAGACUGAACGUCUUGAUGGAAAGAUAGCCUAUGCGUUCAGCAGGGAGGAAAGCUGGUUGGCAUCAAGCCAUUGGAUGGUGGGCCUCCGCCAGCUGGUUGGCAUCAAGCCAUUGGAUGUCCGAGCUAGUAUGAAGAAAAGACCUGCAUGCUCCGAUCGUUCUUGGUGAGCUCACUAAGAACAUACGAACAUGGUGCCAUGGUGGUACGAAUUGCACUUAUUCGACCUCCUCACUAAGACCGCUGCCUCCAGUGGGUGCAUCCUCAUCCUUUUAGUACAAGAUCUACGAUGGUGUGUGCAGAGACUGUCUACAAAGCACUGACGAGCUUGUUAUAGUUUACCAGUUACCCUUAUCUGUUGUUUAGCAAUACAAAGCACUGACGAUCGAGCUUGUUACAGUUUACCGGUUCCGCAAUACAUCAUGCGUGCAUGUGACGCUACAUACUCGAGAUCUGCGAAUAAAUACGAGUGGGCAAAAUUAUAAGCUA